UCUGCUAGUGGACUGUGAUGAGGAGUUCUGCAGUCUGCUGGGUUACGGACAGCCAGCUGAUCUACAGGGGUGCCAGGUUCUGAACUUACUGCCUGGCAUGGCCAUACCCACUGCCAGUACUAUCAAAAACAAGGAUGUUCGUAAGCAGAGAAUCACAGGCUGCACAAAAGACGGGAACAGUUUUCCUCUCAGUCUUCUCAUAGAUCAGGGGGACUCAAAUAAUGUGGACACCCCUGUUGCGUACAGUGGUACAGUCUGGGUGUUCACCAACAUCAGCGGGAUGAUCACACUACAGGAGGACGGGACCAUCUUCUCUGUAAACCACUACUUCGCUCUGGCUCUGUUCGGGUACCCCCAGGCUGACCUGGUCGGAAAGCCUAUCACAAACCUGAUCCCAGACUUCGAGCGUCACGUAGACCUGAUUGACACCAGCUCCAUGCCUCUCCCUCCGUUCGAUGAGAGCAGCGAAGACGAGAUGUCCAUGCCUGACAUGUCCUCUACGGCAAAAAGCGACGCUCAGAAACUGUCAGACUCGCAAAAUGACUCUGAAAACCUGAGAACAAAGCCUGAGGUAAAAAAGGCAGCACCCUUGGUCACAGAACUGUCACACGAACUCUCUAGUAAGUUAGACUCAAAUUCACAGAAGGAAGAGAGUCCGUCAAAAUGUUUAGAACAACCCCAAAGCAAGGAAGAAAGCAGUAGGUUGUCAGACAAAAAGAGGACAGAAGGUGUUGAAAAAGUGGUCACCCCAGAAUGUGUUGAAAGUAUUAAUGUAAAUAAUGCAACAAAAUUACAAAAGGUUGUAUCCGAUGGAGUUUGUAAAAAAACUAGUAUUUCUGAUACUGAGAAGCUUGAAAAGAGCCAACAGACUUGUUCAAGUGAUCAGAAGGCAGAUAACAAUUCAGCUGUGCAGAGAAUAGACAGCACAGCUGUUCCAGAGACAGCAGACAGCAGCUGUACUACACAGACAGCAGUGGACAGCAGUGCUGUCACCAAGGUCGCAGACCAGCUCAGUUCAAUAACACUAGACAGCGGUGCAGCUGUGCAGGUCACAGAUAGUACAGAGACAGCAAGAACAGAAAACAGUUCUUUGCAAAAAAGGGACAGUAACGAUAGUGAGGGAGUGGACAAUGCUAGUAAAAGCACUGAAAGCAGUGCAGAAGGCAGCAGCAUUCUUAGCAGUGCUGUUGUUCAAGUAACCAACAGUAAACCCAGUUCGCAGAUAACAGACAGCACCAAUGUCACAAAGGAGACAACCGACAACACAGAAGUUAGAACAGACAGCAACCUACCCAAUCAGGUUGAGGACUCUUCUGCUGUCACUGGUGACAGCAAACAGUCGUCAGGUAAUUGUCAAAAAAGCAGCAGCAGUCCUGGUGUGCAGACAGCCAAGAGCUCAGUGGAUCAGAUAGCAGACAGUACAGACAUUACAAGAACAGAUGAGAUGGCCCUGCAGUCGCCCGAUGGCCACCAGGAGGUGGUUUCCAUUAAGGCAGUGAGAAGCAGCACACCUAACCACCUGGGAGAUUCUUCAACACACCCCUGGAUUAGCUCAGGACUGGACAUGCAGGAAGGCAGCUAUGUGGGCUACUGCAGGCACAGGAGCGGGGCCAAGCUGGGUAUUUUGUUCCAGAUGAAGCGGGUUGUCCUGGACUCCGGGAAGGAGCGAUGGUGCAUGUGGGUCUCACGGGACCCCGGGGACGAGAUCCCCGCCCACUCUCAUUCCCAGGUCAACUUCACCCUGGGGUCGUCCCACCUGACCAGCAGCCUGGAGGCCUCCGCUGUCAGUCUGGACAACAAGGCGCUGACGUCCACAGCAGAUGCGGAGCACGAGACGGCCGCGGCAGGGCACUACGACCAGCGUUACAGAACACACCAGUGCAUCGGGAAGGGGGCCUUCGGGUUUGUGAAGGUGGCAGAGAGGAGGAAGGAUGGGGAACAGGUUGUUGUGAAGUUUAUCCGUAAGGCGAAGGUUCUGGAGGAGAGCUGGGUGGAAGACUCCAGUCUAGGGCGGGUUCCCCUGGAGAUAUCUCUGCUGGCCAAACUGGACCACCCCAACAUUGUCACGAUGUUGGAGGCGUUUGAGAACGAGGAGUUUUUCCAGGUUGUGAUGGAGAAGCACGGCGGGGGGAUGGACCUGUUCGAGUUCAUCGACCGCCGGCCUCACCUGGACGAACCGCUGGCCAGCUACAUCUUCCGCCAGCUGGCAGACGCUACAGACUACCUGCACAAGCUGGGCAUCCUGCACAGGGACAUCAAGGAUGAGAACAUCAUCCUGAAUGAGCAGUUCUGGAUCAAGCUGAUUGACUUCGGCUCGGCUGCCUACAUGGAGGAGAACAAGAUGUUUGCCACCUUCUGUGGGACCAUGGAGUACUGCUCACCUGAGGUGCUGAUGGGGAACUGGUACCGAGGUCCAGAGUUGGAGAUGUGGUCCAUCGGGAUCACCCUGUACACACUCAUCUUCGGGGAGAACCCGUUCUACGACGUAGAGGAAACCAUCCGUGCUGUGCUCAGCCCUCCGUUUGAAGUGUCUCCUGAGCUGAUAGACCUGAUCUCGUGGUUGCUGCACCCUUCCCCCACCUACCGCUGCACCAUGGACCAGUUGAUGGACCAUGACUGGCUCCACCAGCCCUGCAACCCACAGGAGUACAGCUGGCAACAUGUUCUACCAGACGAGGAGGGCCACCCAGAGGAAGGCAUGGUGCCCCUGGGGAGUGACAGCGAAUCGGAGGUGGAGGAGCUUCAGCAGCAGCUGCAGAGAUGUCUCAACGACAAGGCAGGCUUGAACAUGUCCAUCUAA
Messenger RNA from Branchiostoma belcheri (Belcher's lancelet), 2800 nucleotides. Its product is annotated as PAS domain-containing serine/threonine-protein kinase-like. The transcript is spliced from 13 exons. Gene Ontology annotation, molecular function: protein serine/threonine kinase activity; ATP binding. Gene Ontology annotation, cellular component: cytoplasm; cytosol; nucleus. NCBI's taxonomy places the organism in Eukaryota, Metazoa, Chordata, Leptocardii, Amphioxiformes, Branchiostomatidae. Gene Ontology annotation, biological process: intracellular signal transduction; protein phosphorylation; negative regulation of glycogen biosynthetic process. The coding region runs from base 98 to 2800 and encodes 900 amino acids. The record is from RefSeq and is a predicted model, not a curated record.